Messenger RNA from Macrosiphum euphorbiae (potato aphid), 2337 nucleotides. Lineage: Eukaryota; Metazoa; Arthropoda; Insecta; Hemiptera; Aphididae. The record is from the annotation of a GenBank genome assembly.
AUGAGUAAUACUCAAAAACAAAAAAACACUUUAUUUUCUUAUUUUAGUACAAAUAAAAAAAUUUGUUUGGAAAAUGAUGAGGCUGCAUCUGAAGAAGAAGAACAUGAGUUAUUGCAAUCCACAUCAAAACCUAUUACAAAUAUAAAUGAUAUUGGUAAUAUCGUUGAUAAAUCGUUUUUAAAAGAUGCCGAUACAAAACUUGUGCUUACUAAUCUGUGGGUCCCAGAUACAAAGUAUAACUUUCCUAUACUUGAAUGCAAUAAAAAACGUGGACUGAAAUUCCAACAUAAGUGGCUUCAUGAAUUUAAAUGGCUUUGUUAUUCAGAAAUUAAAAGUGGUGCUUUCUGUAAACACUGUGUUUUAUUUGCAAAGAGUGGUGGUGUUGGAAGUCAAUCUUUGGGAAACUUAGUAACUGAACCCUUUACAAACUGGAAAAAGGCUAAAGAGGUUUUUCGAUAUCAUAUGAAUUGUAAAUAUCAUUUGUCAGCAGUUCUUGAUUCUGAGCAUUUUUUGAAGGUUUUAAACAAAGAAGAACCAUCUAUAAUCGAACGAAUUGAUCGAAAUAGAAUGACUCAAGUUGAAGAAAACCGCAAAAGACUUAGACCGAUUAUUGAAUGUAUAUUAUUAUGUGGCAGAGAAGAAUUAGCAUUACGUGGUCAUAAAGAUUUUGGUAGCAUUUCAGUUGAUGAAGAUGCUUUGAGACAAGGAAAUUUUCGGGCCAUACUUAAAUAUAGAGCAAAAGGUGAUGAUUUUUUACGAAGUAUUCUUGAGGGUCCAGGGAAAAGAAAUAAGUACACCAGUCCAACUAUCCAAAAUGAUAUAAUAGAGUCCUGUAAUACAAUACUAUUGAAAAAAAUUGCAAAAAAAGUGAACGAGUCUAAAUGUUUCUCGGUACUUGCCGAUGAAACCACAGAUAUUUCAACAAAAGAACAGCUUGCUAUUUGUGUAAGAUAUGUCAGUGAUGAUAACAUGUUGCAUGAAGAUUUUUUACAAUUUUUUGAGAUUGAAAGUCUGACUGGUGAAGCUUUGGCAAAUUCCAUAUUAAAUGGUUUAAGCAAAUGUGGGAUUGAUUGUAGUUAUUUGCAUGGACAGGGCUAUGAUGGGGCCAGUAAUAUGUCUGGGCAAUUUAGAGGUGUACAAAGUAUUGUUAGGUUAAAAUAUCCAAAAGCAGUUUAUGUCCAUUGUUCAGCACAUUCACUGAACUUAGCUGUAUCAACAGCUAGUGGUAUUAGACCAAUUAGGAAUUGUUUAGGAAUAAUUGAAAAGGCCUAUCAGUUUUUCAAUACUCCAAAAAGAAAUUCUAUUCUUCUACAUGAGAUUGAAAAUUCAGACCACGAGCCCAGUGUAAAACAAUUAAAACGACUAUGUGCUACCCGUUGGGUACAACGGUAUGAUGCAGUGAACGAUUUCUCUGAGCUCUAUCCAUUCGUUCUUAAAGCAUUAGACACAAUAUGUGAUUGGAAAGAUCCAGCAGACGCCUCUAUGCUUAAACAUUCUAUGGAAGAUACCGAAUUCUUAAUUUCGUUUUAUAUAGUUAAGUUCCUAUUUUCUUUUUGUCUUCCUCUAUGUAAGCAGUUACAAAAAGUACAAAUAGAUUUAAAAAAAACUAUAGCUAUAGUUGAGAAUGUAGUAAUCACUCUGAAGGCCAUUAGAGACAAUUACAAAACCGAAUUUAGUCAAAUCUAUAUAAAUGUUAAAAUGGCUGCAGACAAUGUUGGUAUUGAAUUAAAAAAAAAGAGAGUUAUUUCAAAACAAACUUUGAGAGAUAAUCCAAAUCUUCUGGAUUGUUCCAUUGAACAUUAUUAUUGUGUUACAGUAUUUUUACCGUAUGUCGAUUACUAUUUAAUGCAAUUGACUGAGCGAUUUAUUAAUCAUAAAGCUAUAUUUGAAGGUUUUAAUUGCAUUUUCCAAUCAGAAUCACUUAUGGUAGAAAUGGAAGAUAUUGUUGCUUUUCAAAAGCUUGUUGAGUUUUAUUCAUCAACAAUUGACCAACACUCUAGCAUUGCUGAAUUAAAGAUGUGGAGAGUUAAGUUGGUGAAUGAAAAAAUUGUAUUCACCUCUGGGUUACAUGCGUUGGAUGUUUGUGAUAAAGAGUUUUAUCCAAAUAUUCAUGAACUCUUGAAAAUUUUUUGUACAUUGCCUGUAUCGACUGCUACACCUGAACGAUGUUUUUCAAGUUUGAAGAGGAUUAAGUCUUACCUAAGAAAUAGUAUGACAGAAAACCGACUUAAUGGGUUGGCUUUAUUGGCAUGUCACCGGUCGAUACAAAUCAUGCCUGAUGAGGUUAUCGAUGAACUGAGCAUCCAAAAAAACAGAAAAUUGGAUUUUGUAUUGUAA